Molecule: messenger RNA, 2603 nt
Organism: Thunnus maccoyii (southern bluefin tuna)
Lineage: Eukaryota; Metazoa; Chordata; Actinopteri; Scombriformes; Scombridae
Gene: cnot11
Product: CCR4-NOT transcription complex, subunit 11
Exons: 7
Coding region: 854-2191 (445 amino acids)
Biological process (GO): negative regulation of translation; mRNA catabolic process
Cellular component (GO): CCR4-NOT complex
Source: RefSeq, a predicted model, not a curated record
CAGCCCUCGUCUCCUCCAGGCGCAUUAUGGCGGAGGGAGAGCGGUUUCCGAAUCACGGGAGAGAGAGGAUGCGAGGAAGUAUAGAAUUCGUGUAAUGAAAAGCACCCCUUGAGUAAAACCAUGGAUGUAUUAGAAGCAUGGAAGAGUUCUCCUUAAGAACCCAUCAGUAAAACACGGAAGGAAAGGAAAACGCAAGGGCUUAUGGGUAAACGUACCAGCUCGUUUAGCCAGCCAUGUUACCGUUAUUUUCUGCUCGGUUUUACCUUUAAAUGCGGUGUUUCAGUGGUUUACGAUUGAGCUACACUGUAAUAAAGCUGGCCCCAUGACCAGAUAUCACCGAAUGUGUCAACAUUAGUUUUUUUAAAGAAAAAAGUCUGACUUCGGAAGUGAAAUCCCAUAGCACGAAACUACACGACCCAUAAUGCAUUUCUCUGUACAGGGGUCAAGUCAAAAUUUAAACGGCUAAUGCAGUGGACUUGUGUUUAACAGUCGUGAUAACAAUUUAGUAGUCUUGAAUAUGUCGAUUUGUUGAUAUUUGUUGUCUUUUAAAGACUGUUAUGCAGUCACCGAAAUGUUAAGUGUGGAAUUUCAGUGGGGGCUGUUUAGUUUUCGCCAUGUCUUCGCCGGGUUUUGUCAGCACUGCUAAGCUAAGCUAACUCGUUGCUAACUGAGCUUCAGGAGUCGGAGGUCGUGUGAUGACUUCCAGACUGCACCUUUUCAAAACUCUUCUACACAGACAAAUUAACUCCGCAUAGUUUAUUACAGGGAUGGUAUAUUUGUUAUAUUAACCGAACAUAUAAAGUUUGAACAGUGCCAGUCUUCAAAGAGCUGAACAACUCCAGGUGAGGAGACCAUGACCCUCGCUCCGAAGGAACUAUCCAAUCUGCUGAGCAUCAUAUCGGAGGAGGCUUGCACCAACACCUUCGAGAGCCUCUCCACCCACUUCCAUCACUACUUCGGGAAAGCGGAGCACUUCAGGGUGGGCUCGGUGCUGGUCAUGCUUCUCCAGCAGCCAGACCUGCUGCCCAGCUCCCCGCAGCGGCUCACCGCCCUCUACCUGCUCUGGGAGAUGUACCGCACCGAGCCUCUGGCCGCCAACCCGUUCGCAGCCGUGUUCGCCCACUUGCUGAACCCCGCACCUGCCGGGGAGGAGCAGGAGAAGGUGCUGUCCGGAUUCCUGCCUCCCAUCACCCAGCCUGAGAAGUUCUUCCUGUCCCAGCUAAUGUUGGCUCCACCCAGGGAUCUCUUCAAGAAGACGCCCAGACAAGUGUCCUGUAUGGAUGUCGGCAACAUGCCCCAGUCCAUAGACAUCAGCGGGCUGCAGCUAGCCUUAGCAGAGCGUCAGUCAGAGCUGCCCACUCAGAGCAAGGCCAGCUUCCCCAGCAUCCUGAACGACCCAGAUCCAGACUCAUCCAACUCAGGAUUCGACAGCUCAGUGGCCAAUCAGAUUAUAGAGUCUCUGGUCACGGGCCCCCGCCCUCCACUGGAGAGUCACUUCCGCCCCGAGUUCAUCCGGCCGCCGCCUCCUCUCCACGUGUGCGAGGAUGAGCUGGCAUGGCUGAACCCCACUGAGCCAGAUCACAGCAUCCAGUGGGACCGCUCCAUGUGUGUUAAGAACAGCACUGGCGUGGAGAUCAAACGCAUCAUGUCCAAGGCCUUCAAGAGUCCGCUGUCUGCCCAGCAGCAGUCACAGCUGCUGGCUGAGCUGGAGAAGGACCCAAAGCUGGUUUAUCACAUCGGCCUCUCCCCGGCGAAGCUGCCUGACCUGGUGGAGAACAACCCUCUGGUGGCCAUCGAGAUGCUGCUGAAGCUGAUGCAGAGCAGCCAGAUCACAGAGUAUUUCUCUGUGCUGGUUAACAUGGACAUGUCACUGCACUCCAUGGAGGUCGUCAACAGGUUGACCACAGCUGUGGACUUGCCUCCAGAGUUCAUCCACCUCUACAUAUCCAACUGUAUCUCCACCUGUGAGCAAAUCAAAGACAAGUACAUGCAGAAUCGUCUGGUCCGUCUGGUCUGCGUCUUCCUCCAGUCACUAAUACGAAACAAAAUCAUUAACGUGCAGGAUCUCUUCAUCGAGGUUCAGGCCUUCUGCAUCGAGUUUAGCCGCAUCCGUGAGGCAGCCGGCCUCUUCCGCCUCCUCAAGACCCUGGACACUGGAGAAAACCCCACCGAGGCCAAACCUGCCAAAUAAUGAGCCCUCACAGAAACACUGCACAGACUGUAGAAGUGGCCUGAGUUGCUAAAACAAUGCCAACCUCCCAUAUUCACUUUAAAACAUGUUGAAGGGUCAUGGCUUGGUUUACCAGAAACAUUCUUCAUGUCUGUACACAUCACAGGAGCCAAAACUGAUGCAGCCGGCUCCAAUGAGAAUUAAUAUUGUAAAUAUGUAGUGAAUGUUUCUUCAGGCUCAAAAAUUCCUGUUUUUACUCGCUGUUCAGUCUGCAGUCCAGUUUUGCUUCUGAACUUUGUCAUUUCCCCUCUCUAUUUUCCAGAAAUAAAAAAAGAACACAAUUCAGCAUUUCAUUUUUUUACCAGUGCGCUCUCUCAACUUUGGAAAUGGAAGCUUGCAAGUUUUCUUUCAUUAAACAUAUUGUUAAACAAAA